CUAUAAGCCUCAGUCACUUGUUACUUUAGGUCUGACUGCCAUCUAUACGCCUCAGUCACUUGUUACUUUAGGCAGAGGUGGGGAACUACUUACUGAAGUGACAAACUGACAAACUGGUCUAUCGCCUCAGUUGCAUUUGAAGGAGAGAGGAAAACAUGCACAGCCUUGGGCUCAUCAAGUUAGCAUUGCUGAUUUCAGCAACAACACUCCUGCUGGUGAAUGGCCGUCCUGAUGCAGAGGUGGAGGUCAUACCUGGUCCUCCCGGACCUCCUGUCCCUGUGGAGGUCAUAGGUCAUCCUCCCGGACCUCCUGUGGAGGUCAUACCCGGUCCUCCCGGACCUCCUGGACCUCAAGGCGAACCAGGACCUGUCGGAUCUCCUGGAGUUCCUGGACCCGGUGGACCUCGUGGAAUGCCAGGACCUGUUGGACCCCCAGGGGCUCCGGGACCCACGCGUCCUCAUUACCUCUGUCACCCCCCCUACCGUAAGCCAGGACUUCAUGAUGACAUUUUUGAAGCACCUCCUCCAUACAAUUAUCCUAAUGAUGCACGCUUGGGUGGUAUCCAAGCAGGAUCUCCGAAUUUUCCCAGAUCCCAUAAUUUUAACGAUGAGAUGUCAGCAGAAGGAGAAGAUAAUUGAACACAGCCUACAGAUGAUCUUCUCAUCUCCCCCAUCCAGACAUGUAGGCUACAACUGAGAUGUUAAAAGAGUGAAGAACUUGGAAACAUUUGCAAAUCUAGGUUUCAAUAUGUGUGUAUUUAACGGUUUAAUAAAAAAUCAUCUCUAUAUAAGUUUAAUAAUUUUAAAUUGAAGCACUUACUGCACUAUUGUUUCAGCCCCUUCCUCCCCCUGCAUGGCUUAUAUGACCAAUUAUAACCCUGUUAAGUUGAUCUGCUCAUUAAACCUUUUACAAAUAAACAGACUGAUUAAAUA
This is a messenger RNA of Clupea harengus (Atlantic herring), 932 nucleotides long. Its product is annotated as collagen alpha-1(X) chain-like. NCBI's taxonomy places the organism in Eukaryota, Metazoa, Chordata, Actinopteri, Clupeiformes, Clupeidae. The transcript is spliced from 10 exons. Bases 156 to 638 code for a protein of 160 amino acids. The record is from RefSeq and is a predicted model, not a curated record.